AUGGUGGCUGUUCUAGCAACAGCCGAUAUUAUGAUGAUUCAAAAGAAUUCCCAAAUCUUAGUGAAUGUUGAAGAAGCUUUAGAGGAUUUAUUAGUGGUCUCAUAUUCUAGUGAAAAUAAAAAGUUUCAGGGUGUACUUUUAGAUUCCAAUAAGGGCAGUUUACCAUUUGGUGUUUAUAGUCUCAAUCCAGCUUUUACAAAACUAGGUAAUAAAGAUGCUGGUUGCGAUGAAAAGCUACAUUCAGUUAGUCAAAGAUUUACUUACCAAGAACCUCAGUUCGUGGAUGAAGAGCACAAAAUUAAAAAGCAGGCUAGUAAAAGCAAGCCUCAACCACGUCAAAAAAUGACGGUGCGAUUACGACCUCGAAAAGUCCUGUGUUCAAAUUGCCAGGGUAUUUGCAAUGAGAACAAUGAAAAUGUAGACGUGUCGAAAAAACGUAAGUUAGAUUCUGACGACGAUACGCCUAAACAACCCUCUGAUUCAUCGAAAUUAGAUAAAAAAUACGCCAAUAUGAAGAGUAUGUUAAUUCCAAAACUGUCUAGAUUGCAACCAAGUGAAAUCUCAAAUGCUAUGAAGUCUACCAGGACCAGUAAUAAAAUUAGAAUUGCAGAAACUGAGUUAUGUGUGGAUAGUGAGCAAACACAAGAAGUUGCAUUUGUAAGCGUUUCUGAUAACAAUGACAAUACAUUGGACACUAAGAAUGGUGACUCAUCAUUUAGCAACCUAUUUUCUAAUGCAAGAACUCUUAAAAUAUGUUUUGGUGAAGGCGAAGGCACUGUUGUAAAAAUACCACCCCUCAACAGUGAUUUUAAUGAAGAUUCUGGUGUGUCAUGUGAUAUGGCAAGGACUUCUAAACCAGAUAUAAAGUCUGUUAAAAAAGCACUAAAAAAAGCCAAGAAGCAGGCUAAAAAAAGUGCAACUAAGACAGACACUUUAAAUGAUUCCUCACCAAAAUAUAUUGGUGCAUUAUCUCCAAGAAAUAAUCUAUCACAAGUCUCACCUUCAGACCCUUUAGAAAAGAAACAUAGGCAUAAAGUAAAACAUAAAAAGAAGAAUCGUGUAACACGUCAAAAAGAUGAAAACUCAUCAAAAAGUGACAAUGAUUACUUUAGUGAUAUUAAAGACAGUUGUUUAAAUCAAAAAGUUUCUAUGAAUUUGCGAAGAUUAAGUAGCAAUUCAUAUGAAUGUAAGGAUGAUGAAUCAGAUGAUUGUGAAAGUGAAACAGUUCCAGACUUUCCUGCUAAAUCGGAAAGUAUUGGAGGAAGGUUGGUGAGGGUUUCACCUGGUGAUAUUGUGUGGGGAAAGGUGAUUGGAUUCCCCUGGUGGCCUGGCAGGGUCCUCAGCCUUGCAUCUACUUCUAGGGCUCAUGUUGCAUGGUUUGCUUCAACUGCAUCAUCGCUCAUGCCCUGUGAUAGCUUGUGCCCAUUUUUAGAAGAUUAUAAGAUCUGCUUCAAUAAAAAGAAAAGGGGUCCAUACAAAGAGGCUGUGAAGCAGGCGACAAUGAAGGCUAAAGAGAAUGAAUCUCUUGAUCCACUUGCUAGCCCAAAUGCAUUAGCUGCUGUGUCACCACAACCUAUUGAUGUGUUCUCAUAA
This is a messenger RNA of Pieris macdunnoughi, 1593 nucleotides long. NCBI's taxonomy places the organism in Eukaryota, Metazoa, Arthropoda, Insecta, Lepidoptera, Pieridae. The record is from the annotation of a GenBank genome assembly.